AUUACAGAUAAAGCAAUUUUCACUUUAUCUAUUUCAGACUGUGCCGAUGUAUUCAAGCGUCACAAAGUUUCAGGGGUUUACUAUGUGACACCAUCGUAUGCACCAUGUCCAAUACCAGUCUGGUGUGACAUGGAUACCACACUCGGAGGCUGGCUGCUCAUCCUGAAACGUUACAAUGGUCUACUCGAUUUCAAGCAACUUUGGGAUGACUAUAAGCAUGGUUUUGGCAAUGUUGCGGAUGAAUAUUACCUUGGAAACGACAACAUAUUUUUAAUCAGUAAUCAACGUUAUUAUGAACUUCGUAUCGACCUGUGGGACUUUACCGGAAACCGUGUUUAUGCUCUUUAUAAAACAUUUAGAAUCGAUGGUGAACGAGACAAUUAUAGGCUUCAUAUUCAUGCGUAUGAAGGAAGUGCUCAAGACUCGUUGAAAUCCCAUAAUCAUGUGAUGUUUAGUACGCCCGACCGUGACAAUGACGAAUAUCAAGGUUAUAAUUGUGCAAGAGAAUGGAUGGCCGGUUGGUGGUUCAACAACUGCUGGUUCUCUUUCUUAACCGGACCAUACUAUAACAUAUCUAAAGUGCGUUACCGUGGAAUUUCAUGGAAUGACUGGAAACAUGAACAAUUAGCAAGAGUAGAAAUGAAAAUACGUCCCAGUAGAAUAGUUCCACCAAAUCGUGAAAUUCAAAACACCGUCAAUAAAGAGGAUUCCGACGACAUUAAAAGCAAAGGGGACUUUAAAAACAAGCAAAGAGGAGACUGAAAACUAUACAAUGCUCAAACAAACAACCCAAAAUCAAAUAUUUAUGUAUAUAUAUAUCUAUACAUACAUUAUUUUUAUAAAACUUUUAACUUUUGUACUAAACAUUGCCUCAUUACAUAAAUGAUGAAUGUACAAAUGCAUUUAGAAGAUAGUGCAAAAGAUAUGGAUGGUUUUAUAAGACACUUAACUUAAUGAUAAACAUUAAGUAUUGACAGUUGACUGCUUUAUGGUUCUUCAUUUACAAUUCUAAAGAUAACAUCAUAAAAGUUCAUAAAGUUCGGUGUCAAGUCAACUUAAUGUAACAAAGUUAUGCAAACUUUACAUUGACUUGUUGCAUCAAAAAUACACGCCAUUACAAAAUAAUUCAAUCAUGCAGCUGCACUAAGUAUAAAAUAAGAUUUAAAAAAAAUAAGAAAUAACAGAAAAAUAAUCAAAUGGAUGCAAUAGAAAAUUUCUCGGCAAAAUGAAAUUUAAAAUUGCCGAACAAUUUUCAUAUUAAAGUAGGCGGAGUUUAUUAUAGUUGUGACCAAUGGCGGAAUCAAAAUUGUACAUAAUGUGUGCGCUUAAAUGGCUUUAUGACAAAUAAUAAUCAUUGCAGCUUCCUAAAAAUACAUUACAUGCUCAGUGAAAUAAAUGUUCCUAUUUCAUAGUCUGGAUUUAGAACAAUUUCCAGCAUUAUGAUUAUAAAACAUUUAUUCAUGGCGAUAUUUAAGUGGGUAGCUAUUGUAACUUUGUGUAGAUGGAGUAGCCAUUACAAUGGUCUCCCAUUGAGGCGAAAAUGUUGUACAAAACGUGACUAAUUAAUUUAAUGUCUCUAAAAACAAAUAAUGUCCAUUUUAAUAUGUAAAGAAAAAAACAUUUCAAGGGUAGGCUGCAAUUUAGCUGCAUAGUUAACUUAAAUUAGCAGAACAUGAACAAUCUCACGUAAUUUGGCCAUGAAAUAUGUUUCUGAGUUACUCAACAUUCUUUAAAGCUGCACGCCUCCAGCUGAGCAAAAAUAUUUCGAUAAAAUCAAACCUGAGAAAAAUGUACUAAGAUUUUAGGAAAGGUAUAAAGAUUCAAUAUUCUAGUAAAAAUGUACAUGUUAUAUGCGAUUAAUGACUGAAUUUUUUAGUAUGUAUAACUAUAUUUAUAAUACGUUACUAAUGCAGUUAGGGCUAUUUUUGCAUAUUUUGGCCUCUUUUAAAG
Messenger RNA from Ruditapes philippinarum (Manila clam), 1950 nucleotides. RefSeq names its product fibrinogen-like protein 1. Lineage: Eukaryota; Metazoa; Mollusca; Bivalvia; Venerida; Veneridae. The annotation marks the transcript as partial. The record is from RefSeq and is a predicted model, not a curated record. The transcript has a single exon.